CUACCGCCGCAACAUGGCGUCCACCAUCGAAGAAAAAGGCGGAAGUUGAUGCCGAGGCUUACGUUGGCAGAUGUUGGCAGUUCGGGGUUGUCGAAGGAGCAAAUUGUAGAAAGGGUUUGUAAGUAAUCGAAAGUAAAAGAUGGACUGUAAGAAAGAAUGAUGGCGUGUGCUGAGGGGCAACUUUGUCGAGCAAGAGAGGAGAACGGCCGACAACAUCAGGGCGCCAUUUUUUCUACUCCAAUCGUGUACGUUCAAGAUGUCCAGCAGCUGCUGGCUACAACCUCCAGUUGCGAGCUACCGCAGCCCCUCCACGUUAAAGAGGAAGCGGAGGAGCCACUACCCCCCCAAGUUAAAGAAGAUGACCAUCCACAGCCCCCCCAUGUCAAAGUGGAAGAGGAGGAGUUUGACGUCAGCCACUUGCCGCUGAACGUCGUCAUCGUAAAGCGCGAAGACGACAAAGACGAAUUGGCCGAGUGGUCGCAACGUCAUCGGCGCAGCCCGAGUGGAGGAGCGCCACUCGGCGAGCUCUCGGCUCCGAUGUCCUGCAGUGACGAUGGGGAAGAUGCGAGCGAUGUGGACUGCGAAGAUCGGGACAAAGACUCCGAAAAGAAGAUGGGUAAAGAACGUUUCGGGUGCUCGGUUUGCGGCAAAAGCUUUUUGUACAAGUGCAUUUUGACCCGACACAUGCGAAGGCACACGGGAGAAAAACCCUUCGGUUGCCUGGUUUGUGCGAAAAGAUUUACUCAAAAGGUGCAUAUGGAAUCACACGCCAGGACACACACGGGAGAGAAACCCUUCACUUGCUCAGUUUGUUCCAAAACGUUUGCCCAAAAAGGAACCAUGAGUAGACACAUGACGACACACGCGGGACGACCGCCGGACGAGCUUCCGGAUCCACUCUCGCAUGAUGACGACACGACGGAACCUUUGAGGAGCCCAAACCCUUUGAAUUGUUCAGUCUGCGGUGAGCGAUUCCAUCACAACGUGGCUUUGAUUGCGCAUGCGGCGAUGCACGUGGGAGGAAAACCUUUCACAUGCUCCAUUUGCGCAAAAAGCUUUUCCCGCCGGCACCAUUUGAAAGAGCACGUGUGGACGCACCGGGAGGAGAAGCGCUUCAGCUGCUCGGUUUGCGGCGAAGGCUUCAGGUACAAGCACAAUUUGACGCCGCACAUGAGGACGCAUACGGGAGAAAAACCUUUCGCUUGCUCCGUUUGCCACGAGCGCUUCUCCCACAAGUACAACAUGACGAGGCACAUGGCGACGCACGCCAAAGAAAAACCUUUUAGUUGUUCAGUUUGCGGUGACACGUUUGCUCACAAGAUCACUUGGAUUUUACACAAGGCGACGCACACGCAGAAACACAACGGUGAAUAAACGUCCAUGUGGAACCUUUUUUUUUUGUUUGUUUGUUUAGCCUUUGAUUUGAUACUCAGAGGACUUCAGUCAAAUGGAUAAAAAAAAUAAAAUGGACAAAUUAAGAAAUAUUA
Messenger RNA from Hippocampus zosterae (dwarf seahorse), 1487 nucleotides. Its product is annotated as gastrula zinc finger protein XlCGF8.2DB-like. The record is from RefSeq and is a predicted model, not a curated record. The coding region runs from base 157 to 1374 and encodes 405 amino acids. NCBI's taxonomy places the organism in Eukaryota, Metazoa, Chordata, Actinopteri, Syngnathiformes, Syngnathidae. Gene Ontology annotation, biological process: regulation of transcription by RNA polymerase II. Gene Ontology annotation, molecular function: DNA-binding transcription factor activity, RNA polymerase II-specific; RNA polymerase II cis-regulatory region sequence-specific DNA binding. The transcript has 2 exons.